AUGUCUGCUAUGGAUACAACAGAACAGCCAGCGGUUAAUUUAGAGCAACCGAAAGAGCAAAGUGAAGAAAUGCAGCAGCAUAUGAUUGAGGAAACGAAAAAGGAAGAUGUAUUAAAUCAAGAAGAGUCAAUGAAGCCGAUUGAAAGUUCGGGGUCAAACCCUCCGAUUACUUUGGAAAAUACAGAAUCAACUACAGAAGCGGAGAAAAAAGAUGGGAAUUCGGCUGCUGGUGAUGGAGGCAAUAACGACGGUUCAAGUUCGGCAAGCACUACUAUCCCAACUCGGCAAUAUCUUGACCAAACGGUUGUUCCGAUUUUGCUCCAAGCUUUGGGAGCAUUGGCAAAAGAGCGUCCUCCGAAUCCAAUCGAUUUUCUAGCAAACUAUUUGAUCAAGGAAAAAGCUCGUUUCUCUUCAUCAGCUAGAGAACAACAGCAAAAUGAAUCGACUCACUGA
Molecule: messenger RNA, 453 nt
Organism: Thelazia callipaeda (thelaziosis nematode)
Lineage: Eukaryota; Metazoa; Nematoda; Chromadorea; Rhabditida; Thelaziidae
Source: the annotation of a GenBank genome assembly